GUCACUCAGCUAAGCUAAGCAAAGCAAACUAUGCUCCGAAGUUUCAACGCGCACAAAGACCACUUGAAGAUGGAAGGUUCCAGUCAGAUGUCAGUCAAGCGCAUCGUCCUGAACGCCAGGACUCUCCUUGCAUGGAGGAAGAGUCGCCAUACAUCAAGAAGGUGGAGGAAGAAUUCGUCCACAUUAAAGAGGAGCAGGACGAGUAUUUUAUUAGAGUGGUGAACCCCCACAUUGAGGAGAAGCAGCAACCUCAUCCUCUCAAAAAGGAGGAGGAGGAGGACCCUCCAUAUGUUAAAGUGGAGGUGGUGGACAUCCCCAAGUGGACUGAUGAGCCCUUGAAGGGUGAAGAUGGCGGUGUGAGUGAGGCCAGCAGAGGGACGGAGCUUCAGAAUGGCAGCAAGAGCAGUUCAAAAGAAGGAUCCCAAGAAGACAACCUCAACGCUCGACCAUCAGAGAGUGACGAUUUUACAUCACACUCCCUGUUCUGUUUAAGCAAAUAUCUUGGUCCUGACGCUCAACAGCUAAAGAGAGAAGUACAACUUCCAAUCAAAAAGGAGGAGGGAGAGCUGCCAUACAUUAAAGAGGAGGGCGAUAUCACCGUGUCGACUGGUGAGCCCUUGAAUAGCGAGGAUGGUCCGAGUGAGGCCAGCAGAGGGACGGAGCCUCCAAGCAGCAGCUCAACAGAAGGAUCGCAAGCACACAUUUUCAUCGCACCAUCAGAUAGAAAUGGCGCCACGUCACACUCACCUUACAAAGAUGAUGAUCAGAAGAAAUCUCAACGUGGGAAAACCUUUGCUAAUAACUAUACUUGUCGUAUGCAUGUGAGGAGCCACACUGGUGAAAAUCCACUUGUCUGCUCAGUUUGUGGUAGAGGAUUCACUCAACUUCACCACUUAAAGGGACACACAAGAACUCACACUGGUGAAAAACCUUUUUCCUGCUCAGUUUGUGGUCAAAGAUUCAGUGACAAGCUCACCUUGAAACGACACACAAGGACCCACACUGGCGAAAAACCUUUUGCCUGCUCAGCUUGUGGUCGAGGUUUUGCUGCAAAGCAUACCUUACAAAUACACAUAAGAACGCACACCGGGGAAAAACCUUUUUCCUGCUUAGUUUGUGGUAAAAGAUUCGCCCAGAAGGAAUACUUAACAAAACACACAAGAACCCAUACUGGUGAAAAACCUUUUUCCUGCUCAAUUUGUGGCCAAAGAUUAAGUCAAAAGAGCAGCUUCAACAAACACCUAAGAAUCCACACUGGUGAAAAACCUUUUUCCUGCUCAGUUUGUGGUCAAGGAUUCAGUCAUAAGAGUGGCUUAAAAGUACACACAACAACCCACACUGGUGAAAAACCUUAUUCCUGCUCAGUUUGUGGUCAAAGAUUCCGUGACAAGCUCACCUUGAAACGACACACAAGAACCCAUACUGGCGAAAAACCUUUUGCCUGCUCAGUUUGUGGUCAAGGAUUCGCUCAGAAGCAAAACUUAAAAAGUCACGAACGAACCCACACUGAUGAAAAACCUUUUUCCUGCUCAGAUUGUGGUCAAGGAUUCAGUCAUAAGAGUGCCUUAAAAGUACACACAAGAACCCACACUGGCGAAAAACCUUUUUCCUGCUCAGUUUGUGGAAAAAGAUUCACUAACAAGAGUGACUUAAACACACACACAAGAACCCACACUGGUGAAAAACCUUAUUCCUGCUCAGAUUGUGGUAAAAAAUUCUCUCACAAGAACGCCUUAAAAAGUCACACAAGAACUCACACAGGUGAAAAGCCUUUUUCCUGCUCAGUUUGUGGAAAAAGAUUCACACAGAAGAGCAACUUAGACAGACACACAACAACCCACAAUGGCCAAAAGCCUUUUUCCUGCUCAGAUUGUGGGCAAGUGUUCAGUUAUAAGAGUGCCUUAAAAGAACAUACAAGAACUCACACUGGUGAAAAACGUUUUUCCUGCUCAGUUUGUGGUCAACGAUUCACUCGGAAGCAACACUUAAAAGAACACACAAGAACCCACACUGGCGAAAAACCUUUUUCCUGCUCAGUUUGUGGUCAAAAAUUCGUUCGCAAGGAUCAGAUUAAGAGACACGUGUGUAUUGGUGUGAGAAGCAGUGGCCAAUGACUGUUUUUUGACAAUGAGUGAGGUUGUAUUAUUUACCUGACGUGUUUCGGCGACUACUUCCGCCGUCAUCAGAGUUUCACUGAUGUUGGUGUGACGCAUCAUUCAUCAGCUGAUGGAAGAUGAAGGCGGAACUAGUCACCGAAACAUGUCAGAUAAAUGAAACAACAUAAAACGCCUUGUCUGGGAUAAAAGAAAAAUUCAACUAAUAUAUGGACAUGUUUGUUGUUAUUUCACCUGUUUUUGCUUAGUACAUUUCCUCACAUGUUCAUUCAUAGUUCUUUUACCUUCAGUGAGAAUUGACAGUGACACUUGACGAGUCUAAAUAAAUGAUGGACAGUAGAUAAAAUAAAUAAGCCUCUUCAACUCUUUCUUUUCUCUUAAAAGUGCCUGUGAUGCGAUAAAAAAAUUAAAAAAAAAAAAAAAUCUUAAAUAGCGUUAUUAUUGCACUUUAAAUCACAUUUUGAGACGAUCCGACUAUUUACAAUGAUUUGGCAAAGCGUAGAUGAUGAGAAAUGAGUCUUUUACGAGAGUAGUUAUUUUAGUGGUUUUCGAAUUCAGCUCAAUGGAGGAGGAAGCGUUUUUUAGCGAUUCUUGUUCAAGUGUGGAUCUUUCAAGUGAUGUCCAUCCAGAGGAAGCCUGUGGCAUACAGCCAUAUAUGCUUGUCAUCUUGUAAUAAUCUUCGAGAGCCCUCUGGUAUUGCAUCAAACACAAUAGAAUACGAGGUGUAACAAAAUUCUUUACAUGUAAAAAGUUGACCUUCAUUGUUCAAUAAUUGACUGAGAAAAUUUUGUUUUUGACCCAUCUUUCAAUACAUAAAGAUUUAUUUCGAUAUUGUAUAGCUUGAUUGUUCAUAAUGUAAUAUCUGUGGAGAAAAAUUGUUUAUAUAUCAUUGUCCAUAACAUAAGGAGUUGAGUGUGGAAUUUGGCUGAUUCAACUUGUACCUUAGAAACGUUGGAAUUAGACCUUAAAAGAAAUUCAAGACUUCCUACAGAUUUAAAGAUAUGUGUAGUGAUGAAAUUUCAUAUUGAGUUGGGAUUUUUCAUUUAUAAUUUAUUCCAUUUCGUUUUAAACAAUGUCUCAAAGAAGUAAAGUCUAAAGGGUUAAAGCCUCCUGAAGCUACAUUAUUUAUCUUAACAUUGUUUUUUUAUGUAAUGCAUUUUGUUUUUCCAAAUGAAAUAGAAUAAAAUCUGUCUAUUUUAAUACAAAGAUCUCCUCACACAUAAAGCGUCAUCGCUGUAAAUAUCAACCUGGAAUUAACUUCUACUUUAGAGACUAAUGAUCUACCAGGCUACUCUCUGUAGCCCAGUACUUCUCAAAUAGUGGGGCGCGCCAGGGGUGGCGCAUGUGACCUCGGGGAACAUAUCUUUUUAAAAAUCUUUUUUUUGCCGUACUAGAAUAAAGAGUACUUGCACAUCCACUCAGUGGUUGGCAGUGGCACUCUCAUUUUCAUAGUGCACGCAGUAUUUUUGAACUACGCAAGAGGACAGAAAAGAGAUAUGAAGAG
This is a messenger RNA of Corythoichthys intestinalis (scribbled pipefish), 3618 nucleotides long. RefSeq names its product gastrula zinc finger protein XlCGF26.1-like. The record is from RefSeq and is a predicted model, not a curated record. Gene Ontology annotation, biological process: regulation of transcription by RNA polymerase II. Gene Ontology annotation, molecular function: DNA-binding transcription factor activity; RNA polymerase II cis-regulatory region sequence-specific DNA binding. Bases 132 to 2114 code for a protein of 660 amino acids. The transcript has 4 exons. NCBI's taxonomy places the organism in Eukaryota, Metazoa, Chordata, Actinopteri, Syngnathiformes, Syngnathidae.